Falco peregrinus (peregrine falcon) is the source of this 1860-nucleotide messenger RNA. RefSeq names its product G protein-coupled receptor 18 (gene GPR18). Bases 580 to 1545 code for a protein of 321 amino acids. NCBI's taxonomy places the organism in Eukaryota, Metazoa, Chordata, Aves, Falconiformes, Falconidae. Gene Ontology annotation, biological process: positive regulation of Rho protein signal transduction; phospholipase C-activating G protein-coupled receptor signaling pathway. The record is from RefSeq and is a predicted model, not a curated record. The transcript has 4 exons. Gene Ontology annotation, molecular function: G protein-coupled receptor activity. Gene Ontology annotation, cellular component: membrane.
ACCUUCUACAGAUUUGGGGCUAUGAAAGGAGCAUCUCUGAAGAAACGCUGUAGUGCACAAAAGCACCUAGAUGGGCUUCACAAUUCACAUUAGACAUUCAGGACCUCAGCUAUCAUUGAAAAAUUAUAACCAACUGAUAAAACAUACAGACCAACAUCAGAGUAAUCAUUCAGUAUUAACACAGACAGACUCCAGAAACCAGUGACUCCAGGGGCUCUUCAGCAAGUGCUUUAAUCAAUAGCAGCAAGUGUUCCCAUUACAAAAAAUGGCAACUAGGGCAAAUCCAUCCACUCAGAAGCACCCAAAGAUCUACUUGGGCUGAUGUGAGAGAUAUCAACCUAAACUCCAUGCAGACAAGUACAAAUGAAAAAGGAGAACAUCUGCAUUUGUGUAUAAAUGCAAACAGCGGCCACAGGGCUGAGUAAAAAGCCAAAUAAGAGGAACCUUCCCAUGCAAAGUCACAAAACUGUGACCAAAGGAAGAGUCUGGAAAGUGAGAGUGUGCAGGUCAACCAAAGCACCCAUGCCAACACCAGGCUAUUUAUGGAGUGCAACAACUAUUCCUAAACAAAAUUAAAAUAUGAUGCCUGGAAAUCACCACCCUGAAGAAUACAGGAUUGCAUCGCUGGUCUUCUACAGUUUUGUGUUCGCAGUGGGAUUGCUGGUGAAUGCCACGGCACUAUGGGUUUUCAGCUGCACUACCAAGAAGAGAACAACUAUAACUGUAUAUAUGAUGAAUGUGGCAUUACUUGACAUAAUUUUUAUAUUUUCCUUGCCUUUUCGGUUAAUCUACCAUGGAAAAGAAACGUGGCCUUUUGGAGAUACAUUCUGUCGGAUUAUCAGUGCUUUCACUAUAUUCUAUCCAGCCAUUGCUCUGUGGUUGCUCACUUUUAUAAGUGUAGACAGAUUUAUGGCUAUUGUCCAGCCCAAACAUGUCAAAGAACUAAAAAAUACAAAAAAAGCUGUGCUGGCUUGCACUGGAAUCUGGGUAAUGACCCUUGCAACAACGUCCCCAUUGCUGUUUUUACAAUCUGAUCCAGACAAAGCCUCAAAUUUCACCACCUGCAUGAAAAUGCUUGAUAUCAUCCAUUUAAAGGAAGUAAAUACAUUGAACUUUUCUCGCUUGAUUUUUUUCUUUUUGAUUCCUUUGUUUAUCAUGAUGGGGUGUUACCUAGUCAUUAUUUACAAUUUUAUCCGUGGCAAGACUUCCAAACUGAAGCCUAAGGCCAAGGAGAGAUCCAUAAGAAUUAUAGUUACUCUGAUUGCUCAAGUACUCAUCUGCUUUGUACCCUUCCACAUCUGCUUCACCUUCCUGAUGUUGCAAGUUGAAGAUACAUCUUACAAUCCCUGGGCAGCCUUUACCACCUUUCUCAUGAAUCUCAGUACAUGCUUGGAUGUUAUACUGUACUAUAUUGUUUCUAAACAAUUUCAGGCAAGAGUCAUCAGUGUAAUCCUUUAUCGCAAUUACCUUCGAAGUGUGCGCAGGAAAAGUUUUCGAACUGCAAGUGUAAGAUCACUCAGUAACAUGAACAGUGAAAUGAUAUAAAAAGAGAAAAGAAUGUCAGGGGAUUUUUAUAAUGUAAACAAGUGAUUCUUUUUUGAAAUUCUAGCAUUUAGACUACACUGAAUAAUGUUCUAUAGCCAGAAAUAACAGAUACAUUUGUUGCACUGUAAAUAUGAGAGAAGCAGAAUAAUUGCACCUCUUUACAUUUGCUCAACAACUUUUGUAAAUCUGAAAUUAACUAAAGCCUACUAUCAGUGUUAGAUUUGCCAAUCCUUUUUGUCAUCUCAAAAGAUUGUGUAUAGUCAGACAUGAAAAAGUGACUAUUAGUAUAAUAAAGUAGGCAACACUGAAAAAUGA